Desarmillaria tabescens is the source of this 606-nucleotide messenger RNA. Its product is annotated as thymidylate kinase-domain-containing protein. The coding region runs from base 1 to 606 and encodes 201 amino acids. The record is from RefSeq and is a predicted model, not a curated record. Gene Ontology annotation, cellular component: cytoplasm; cytosol; nucleus. The transcript is spliced from 4 exons. Gene Ontology annotation, molecular function: nucleoside diphosphate kinase activity; dTMP kinase activity; ATP binding. NCBI's taxonomy places the organism in Eukaryota, Fungi, Basidiomycota, Agaricomycetes, Agaricales, Physalacriaceae. Gene Ontology annotation, biological process: dTDP biosynthetic process; dUDP biosynthetic process; dTTP biosynthetic process.
AUGACCCGCGGUGCGUUCAUCGUGAUUGAAGGCCUCGACAGAUCUGGCAAAACGACACAGACAGCGGAUCUUCGAGACAAAUUAGCGGCUUCCGGGAACGCAGUAAACUGCACAAAUUUCCUGGUAGGCAUCCACAGGACUACCUCGAUCGGCAAGAUGAUAGAUUCUUAUCUUCAGUCCAAAUCUGAGCUUGAUGAUCAUGCGAUUCACUUAUUAUUCUCGGCUAACCGAUGGGAACUUGCAUCUACUAUUGAAGGCCUUCUUGAAUCGGGGACGACAGUGCUAUGCGAUCGAUACGCCUUCUCUGGGAUCGCGUUCAGCGCAUCAAAAGGCCUGCCUUACGAGUGGUGUAGAUCUCCAGAUGUUGGAUUGCCAGCGCCGGACCUCGUUGUGUUUCUUGAUAUCACUCCUGAAAAAGCGAGGGAGCGUGGAGGGUACGGUAAUGAACGGUAUGAGAAAGAGGAGAUGCAGCAGAGAGUGCGAGAGCAGUAUAAAAGAAUUGAAUCCGAAAAUGUCGUUCGGUGGGCAACAAUUGACGCGGGAAGAGAAAGAGAGCAGCCGCUGGUUGACGGUAUUGACCAUGCUAUUGCAAAGCUUUGGUUUUGA